Batrachochytrium dendrobatidis JAM81 is the source of this 1710-nucleotide messenger RNA. Its product is annotated as imidazoleglycerol-phosphate synthase. NCBI's taxonomy places the organism in Eukaryota, Fungi, Chytridiomycota, Chytridiomycetes, Rhizophydiales. The coding region runs from base 1 to 1710 and encodes 569 amino acids. Gene Ontology annotation, biological process: L-histidine biosynthetic process. The transcript has 3 exons. Gene Ontology annotation, molecular function: imidazoleglycerol-phosphate synthase activity; oxo-acid-lyase activity. The record is from RefSeq and is a predicted model, not a curated record.
AUGGUUACUAGCCAGGGCUCGACUCAUGCAGCUUUGAUUGAUGCAGACAUUUAUUUACUGGAUUAUGGUGCAGGAAAUGUGCGGUCGCUAGUCAAUGCCGUUAAUCACAUUGGAUACUCCAUCAAACGAAUUGAGUCUGUCGCUGACUUUGACAAGGCCAAGAAAAUCAUAUUCCCUGGAGUUGGUGCAUUUGGAUCAUGCAUGGUCAAGCUUCAAGAAUUAGGCUAUAUUGAAUCAUUGCAAAAAUAUAUUCGUGCCAAUAAUCCAUUUUUUGGUAUUUGCGUUGGUAUGCAGUCUUUGUUCCUCGCUUCUGAUGAAUCCCCUGAUAUACAAGGUCUGGGCAUCAUCAGUGCUACUGUGUCCAAGUUCGACGCGACUACCAAAACAGUACCUCAUAUGGGCUGGAACACUACUACUCUUCAGGUUGACACUCGCAUCCACCAUGGCGGUGCAGACAAUCGGUACUACUUUGUACACUCAUUUGCAGUCAAAGGAAGCCAGGCUGAAAUCGAUGCAUCACCAGACCUUAGGGACUGGGCAUAUUCUUUAACCACAUAUGGCAAUGAAACCUUUGUUUCCAUAAUUCAAAAGGGAAAUAUUUUUGGAACACAAUUUCAUCCAGAAAAGAGUGGCCAUUUAGGACUUGCAGUUAUUAAAGCAUUUCUUGAUUCAAAGCCUGCAGAUGCGUCAUUGCCAAAGCCUAUUCCUCUUGAUGGUUUGCCGCAUUCUAAACGUGCAUACUGUAUGCCUCAAAGUCAACUCAGCCGUCGUAUUAUUGCGUGUCUAGAUGUGCGAGCCAAUGAUAAUGGCGAUUUGGUAGUGACCAAGGGUGAUCAGUAUGAUGUACGAGAAUCUGCCAAAGAUGGUGGUCAUGUGCGCAACCUUGGUAAACCUGUUGAGCUUGCUCAGCGCUACUAUCAGGAAGGAGCAGAUGAAAUUACAUUUCUCAACAUUACAUCCUUCCGGGACUGUCCUUUAAAAGACUUGCCUAUGCUACAGGUUCUCCAAGAAACCUCAAAAUCAGUAUUUGUACCCCUUACAGUUGGAGGAGGAAUCCGUGAUUUUACAGAGCCUUCAGGAGUGACGAUUUCUGCACUCGAUGUUGUUAGUUUGUAUUUCCGAUCAGGAGCGGACAAAGUGUCGAUUGGCAGUGAUGCCGUGUAUGCUGCUGAACAGUAUUGGAAGCGCGAUGGUAAGAAGCAAGGCGACACAGCAAUUGAACAGAUUGCGUAUGCUUAUGGAUCACAAGCUGUAGUGGUUUCUGUUGAUCCACGCCGAGUAUACGUUUCGUCUCCAAAAGCAACACAACAUCAUACUGUUGAAUGUGAUAUUCCUGGACCCAAUGGCGAGGUGUAUUGCUGGUACCAAUGUACGGUAAAGGGAGGACGUGAGGGUCGAGACCUAGAUGUGCAAGAGCUUGUAGUAGCUUGCGAAGCAUUGGGAGCAGGCGAGAUCUUGCUUAACUGUAUGGAUCGCGAUGGCACCAACUCCGGAUUUGAACACAGUCUUAUUCGGGAUGUGAAGAAAGCGAUCAAGAUUCCUGUUGUGGCAUCUAGCGGUGCUGGUAGAGUAGAGCAUUUCUCCAGUAUGUUUGAUGCCACAAGUGCUGACGCUGGACUUGCAGCUGGAAUCUUUCAUCGCCAGGAAGUUCCUAUUCAAAGCGUGAAGCAGCAUCUAAGGGAGCUGGGGCACGCCUGUCGUUUCGAUUAA